This is a messenger RNA of Penicillium chermesinum, 1314 nucleotides long. RefSeq lists its product as uncharacterized. Bases 1 to 1314 code for a protein of 437 amino acids. Lineage: Eukaryota; Fungi; Ascomycota; Eurotiomycetes; Eurotiales; Aspergillaceae. The record is from RefSeq and is a predicted model, not a curated record. The transcript is spliced from 2 exons.
AUGCUGGCGCAGAGACCUUCAUUCCGACACCUGGCCGGCGCCGCGGUAUCCAUCCUAAUCAUCACAUUCCUUGUAUUCGAAGUCCGAUCGGGAAGCUCCGUGGGAUACAUUCUCAAAUCGUCCAGGCCAUCCUUGAAAUGUUCGACCGCCGUGUCUGCAUCGUCGCAUAACGAGAGCUGGCAGUUUGAUGUCACCCGUGAUGGGCUGAACUACGGUCUGUCGGAGGAUCAGUGUCUCACAGCAUUUCCAAUGCUUUUCAAUGAGACAGACAAAUCGGCUUUGUUCAGACAAGAAAAGCCAUUUACUUUCCGAGACCUCGAUUCCAGGAAUGUCGACGAUGGCAUGGUGCGGGGGAUUAUCGAGCAAGGCCAGCUAUACAUAGUCGAUUUCGCACCCCAACCGGCAACAUUCACACGAGCCAAAGCAACCUUGAACUCACUCAACCGUGCCCUCGAAGCCUACCCUGAUCGCCAAUCGCUACCGAAUAUCGAAUUCAUCUUUACUUCGGAAGAUUUUGCCAAUGAUCCAACCGGCCCCGGCCCCAUCUGGGCUUACUCCAAGCGUGAUUCUGACAUCUCGGUCUGGUUGAUGCCGGACUUUGGAUACUGGGCCUGGCCAGAAGUGCAGAUUGGUCCGUAUCACGAAGUCCGUCGCCGUAUCGCUGCGAUCGACGAAGGUGAAAUCACUCCAGACGGCACACAAGUGCCAGCCCUGAACUUUGCGGAUAAGAAGAAGCAGCUGGUCUGGCGUGGCAGCCUCGUGACUAACCCCGCUGUGCGAAGCAAGCUGCUCAAGUCUGCGGCCGGGCACAGUUGGGCGAGUGUGCGUGUAAUUGACUGGGACAACGAAAACGACAUCAGAUACAACCUGCUUCCGAUGGAGGACCAUUGUCGCUACAUGUUUUUGGGACAUACGGAAGGCCGUAGCUUCUCCGGCAGAGGAAAAUAUCUGCUCAAUUGCCGGUCGGUGGUCUUUUCGCAUCCCCUUGAAUGGCGUGAGGCGCAUCAUGCGGCACUUGUCGCCCAUGGACCGGAGGCGAACUAUGUCCAGGUUGCUGAGGAUUUUAAGGAUUUGCCUGAGAAGAUCGACUUCCUGAUCGACAACCCGGCUGUGGCUGAGCAUAUUGCUAACAAUGCUGUGCGCACUUUCCGAGAUCGCUACUUGACGCCAGCGGCAGAGGCUUGUUACUGGCGUCAUUUGAUUACACGCUAUGCCUCCGCUUGUGACUUUGAGCCCGUGUUGUUCACAGAGGAUCGCGACGGAAGGAAGUCGCCUCGUGGCAUUCCUUUUGAAACGUGGCAGCUCAAGCAUUGA